This is a messenger RNA of Paramuricea clavata, 1901 nucleotides long. Lineage: Eukaryota; Metazoa; Cnidaria; Anthozoa; Malacalcyonacea; Plexauridae. The record is from the annotation of a GenBank genome assembly.
AUGAAUAUAUUCCGACUUGCUGGAGACUUGUCCCAUCUUCUAGCAAUACUAUUGCUGCUGUGGAAAAUAUGGAAGACUCGCUCUUGCGCUGGUAAGCUCUUAUAUUCUUACAUUUUGUUUUAUUAUAUUGUCGAAUGUGUACUGUUCUUAUUGGUCUAUAAAACACGAAGGUCAAUAUAUGACUGUUUGAUCUCUCGUAUAGCUAAACGAUAGCCUCAACUAUGAUUCCACUUUAUCGAUCUUUCUAAUUUAUAUCAUAUUAUGUUGUAUUUCCUUGUAUAAUUUUGAAAACAAAUUGUUAUAACAUACACAGAUUCUAUAUAUUGUAAAUUGUAUUAGCUACAUUGCAAUUUGCAGUUGAUCUUUUACGAUAAAUUUGGCUGUGAUAUUCUUAGUAAUAUUUGAGAUUGCAGAGUGUUGGUUUAUUUAUGGUUAGAAUUCAGAUUUUCGUAAAUUUUGGAGAUGAAGUUUUGUUAUUUUACUGGCAUAUUAUGACACGUGGAAUUUUGCCCGUCAGCGUUAAAUUAAAUUACCCUGGAAACGAGUCACUAAAUAGAGGGGUAUUGUUUCAAGGCCUCAAAUCUCAGUUGUAGAUUAUUGCCUGCAGUUUUGCCCUGGGUUUUUUGUGAGCCUGCCAUGGAAAAUCAUGCAAAAUCAAUCUUACAAUGCAUAAUCAAUCAUGUAUAAAUUGGACAUGCAAGUUCUGUAUAACUUCACUUUAGGAUAGCCCACAUAAAUUUAAGAACAUGUACAUUGCAUGCAUAAGAUUAAGCCUGCUACUGUAUGUUGAGGUGUUGCUUAGGGUUCAGGGGUGGAAAAAAUUGGCAAGCAUGCGAGCAGCUGCAGGAAAUUUGUUUGAAUGAAGAUUUGCUAUUGAAAAUUUGAAAGAAACCUUAACACCCAUGGGUACAACAAAAUAUGGUUGACAGACAUUAUUCCUUGAAUUUAAAACCAUGGUCAGCUAGAAUACUAUAUGUUUAGCACAUGCAGAUUUAGCACAAAAAUGCUCCAUUGGUCUGCAUAAAAUUUUUGUCUCCAGGUUGUGCUCCCAGGAAGAAAUACUUUUUCCUGGCUCUGAGAUGGCUGAUCAGUCGAUAUGCUUGAGUUGUGCUUGUGAUAAGGGAUGAUGAGCCUGUCCUGACUUUACUAAUUUCAAUCCUUGUAACAUUUUCCAGGUAUUUCCGGCAAGAGUCAAGUUCUUUUUGCACUGGUAUUCACCACACGAUACCUUGAUCUUUUUAUGUCAUAUAUAUCACUUUAUAAUUCUGUUAUGAAAUGUAUAUUCAUUGCGUGCUCAUAUGCAACUGUCUAUCUGAUCUUUGUGAAAUUUAAAGCAACGUACGAUUCAAAUCACGACACAUUCCGAAUGGAGUUCAUUGUUGUCCCCGUUGCUGGUCUUGCUGUUCUUGUUAACCAUAGUUUGACGCUUGUUGAGGUAAUAAGAGACAAAACUAAAUUUAUUUAUACUGGAUUGAUCUGUCAGUUAUAUCUGGCAGUAUUUUUACUCCUCCAGUGACUGAGGUGAAUUAUAAUCAAACAACUGCAUGAAACAAAGACACAUAACAAUUGGGUUGAACACAAGUAUUUUACAGGGACCUGUUGCUAAAUUUAUUAAUUAAAUUAACUAAUAUUCCCAAACUUCCCAAAGGUUUUGUGGACGUUUUCCAUCUACCUUGAGUCGCUGGCCAUUCUACCGCAGCUGUUCAUGAUCUCAAAGACAGGAGAGGCAGAGACAAUUACAAGUCAUUAUCUGUUCGCCCUUGGUUCUUACCGAGCUCUGUACUUAGCCAAUUGGAUUCUGCGCUAUGCUUCCGAAGGGUUCUAUGACCUUAUUGCUGUCGUCGCAGGAUGUGUGCAGACUGUUCUCUACUGUGAUUUCUUCUAUCUGUAUAUUACUAAAG